Messenger RNA from Solea solea (common sole), 3770 nucleotides. RefSeq names its product F-box and WD repeat domain containing 5 (gene fbxw5). Gene Ontology annotation, biological process: protein ubiquitination. The transcript has 10 exons. Gene Ontology annotation, cellular component: SCF ubiquitin ligase complex; Cul4-RING E3 ubiquitin ligase complex. The record is from RefSeq and is a predicted model, not a curated record. Gene Ontology annotation, molecular function: protein binding. The coding region runs from base 188 to 2023 and encodes 611 amino acids. Lineage: Eukaryota; Metazoa; Chordata; Actinopteri; Pleuronectiformes; Soleidae.
AAACCAGCCUGAAAGGCCCGUCCAGGAAAGUACUGACGCAUGAAAGCAACGACGUGUCGACAGAAUGAAGUCGCGGCGCGUAGCUAAGACUUGAAAACAAAUGUCCAGCUAGUGGCUAAUAUUAGCUUGAUCGGUGUCAUUGGCUACCGCCCUGUUUUUGGCAAACAAACACUCUCUGGAUGGUAUUAUGGAGUGGGGCCAAGUUCUGCCGGACAGCCUGGUGUUGGAGAUCUUCCUGCGUCUACCCCAUGAAGCUGUGUUAAGAGCUAGUCUGACCUGCAGACAGUGGCUGGCCGUUUCCAGAGAUGAGUUUCUGUGGAGGGCGUUGUUCUACAGCUACUACCGUAUCCCUCGUUCUGUGCCUCGACACCCAGCGGCUGUGUCAUGGUACAGGGAGUUCAAGCGUCUGUUUGACUGCAUCCCCUGUGUGGAGGUUCAGACACUGAGAGAACACAGCGACCAAGUCCUCCACCUGGCUUUCUCUCACAGGGGUCACAGGUUCUCCUCCUGCUCCAAAGACUGCACGGUUAAGCUGUGGGACACGGAGAGGCCAGAUGGGAACAUCUCUUUGGUUCACAGCUGCAGCAUGCGGCAGUUCAACUGGGGCUAUACUCAGUUCUCCCAGUUCAAUGCAGACGACAGCCUGCUGCUCGUGUCUGGUGUUUACCUCGGCCCACAAAACACCUCCGCUGGGGAAAUUGCAGUCAUCAGUCUAGAAAAUUACACACUGUUAUCACGUGUCAGGAACAAGCCGUAUGAUGUGUUUGGCUGCUGGUUGAAUGAGACCCACCUGAUCUCUGGGAACCUGCACUGGAUCGGCAACAUGACCUCCUGCUCUGUGCUGUGGCUCAAUAAAGCCUUUCAGGAUAUUGAAUCAGAGAAUGUCAACGUGGUCAAACGCCUUUUUAAGAUCCAGAACAUUAAUGCCAGCACCAUCCGCACAGUGAUGGUGGCGCACUGCCGUCGGCAUGACAACCCGGACUUGGUGCUGGACUAUGAGGCCCAGUCUCAAGCUCAAAGGCAGAAAGGGCCACAGAAGCAGCACCAGCCCCUCCUGUUUGACCUGGGCAGUGAGGAGGAAGACGAGGAAGAGGAAAAGGAGGAAGAGAGUCGGAAGGAAGGGAGAUGUCACAGCUUUAACACUGCCCGCCUCCCCCAGCCAAUCAUCUCGAACUUUGAACAUGUCAUACAGAGUCGUAAAAACAUCGGGCCCAAGGAGCUGGCGAUCGAGACCAAGGUGGCUCAGAUAAUGAGCAGAGUCCACACAAAAGCACCUGACUCCAGCCUCGUCGAGCCCUCUGAGUCCAGUGACGGAGAAGACAAAACCUACUUACUUUUCACCACCGGCAGCCUUACAUAUUCCCCUCACCAAAUAGGUAUCAAGCGAAUCAAACCAGACCAGAUGACGACGAGCGGUCCUGUCCUUGGCGCAGAGCGGAGCUCAUAUGAGUUCUUUGAUUCCCUGGACCAUGUUAUUGAUAUCCAUGGUCACAUUAUUGGCAUGGGCCUUUCUCCAGACCACAGGUACCUUUAUGUAAACAGUCGGGCUUGGCCUGCUGGCUGUGUGAUCUCUGACCCCAUGUCUCCGCCUCCCAUUGCUGAGGAGAUAGACCUGCAUGUCAUCGAUCUGAAGAGCUUGAGGGAGGAGAGAAGAAGCCUGCGAGCUCACCGAGCCUUCACACCCAACGACGAGUGCUUCUUCAUCUUCCUCGAUGUCAGCAGAGACUUUGUCGCCAGCGGCGCUGAAGACAAACACGGCUACAUCUGGGACCGUCACUACAACAUAUGUCUGGCACGCCUGGCGCACAACGACGUGGUGAACUCAGUGGCGUUCAGCCCCGCCGACCAGGAGCUGCUGCUGUCUGCCAGCGAUGACUCUACCAUUAAGGUGUGGCGUUCGCCGCGCAUGGUCCGCCUGGCACAGGCCCCCGCCCGCCCAUCAAAGCCCCGCAAACUCCUGUCGUCCUGGCUGUGCCGCAACAGAAACUCCUCGUCUGUCGGCACUGUGAACGGAAAACCAUGAGUCAGGUUGUAAAACACUCACAAUGGGUGGGAGGAAUGAAGAAGAGUAAAGUUUGACCGACCUGUAUAUGUAUAUGUAUAUGUAUAUAUAUGUAUAUGUAUAUACAUAUAUAUAUAUAUAUGCACUCCAUGUAUGUGUACAGUGUGGUUACUGUCAGUGGUUUAGCUUGAGCUCACACUAGGGGGCACUGUUGCUCCAAGGAACGACACAGUGCUGUUGCGUUGAAAUGUUAUCACAUAUUGUGUGGAACUGACACCUACUUGCACCAGACAGACUUUGAAACCUGUUUCUGUGAGUUGGUUUUUGUCUGUUUUUAACUGUAAUGUGCGUCUGAGCCGGUCAGACACUGGACUCCUGGACGUGACCACGGUUUUCAUGUCCCGAUCAUCAGAGGCGAAGAACUUGUCCUGAAAAAAUGAUUGAUAAAUGUGUUAGAUCUCUUGAGUAUAAACUCCCUUAAACCCCCAGUUUUCUGAGAAUUUAAAAUCCAUUAAAAACCCAAGGGGAAAUAGUUAUUUAAAGCAGUUUGCCUUAGUUUUAUUGAUACCCUUUUUGUUUUGUUGCAGUGUGAAACUGCUAAAAAUUAUUAUUUUUUCCCCUACAGAUAGUAUUUAUCUAAACUUAUCUAAAUCACUCCAUUCUCUAAAAUCUCUCCCAAAACAAAUUGUACCUGGUUAAAUUGUGUGCACAUCAGAACAAGCGAUGUUACAUUACUUAUUUAUUCAUGUUCCUUUGGGGAAACAUGGUGAGGGAGGUCAUCAUUAUUUUCCAAAAUACAAAUAUAAUAACACCUUUGAAAAUUUAAACUCCAUUUAAAAGAACAGAUGGUGUAAAAAGGAAACAAAAACUAAAAUAAAUAAAUUAGGGCUGCAACGAUGAAUCGGUUAUUUAUUGAUUUCUAAAAUAAUUGUCAACUAUUUUGAUAACUGAUUCAUCAUUUCGAGUCUUUAAAUUUUUUUUUUUUAAAACAAGCUCUGUGUUAGUGUCUUAAAUGUGAAUAUUUUCUGGUUUCUUUGAUCUGUGUAACAAAGAAAUCAUUACAAUUUUUACUUUGGACAAAACAAGACAUUUUCUGACAUUUUAUGGACCAAGUGAUUUGUCGAUUAAUCGAGAAAAGAAUAAACGGAUAAAUUGAUUAUGAUAAUUGUUAGUUGCAGCCCUAAAGUAAAUAAAUAAAUAUGAUUUUAUGGACCUUUCAAGUCAAACAAAUGUCGCCCAAGUCAUACUUCAUGUAUACUGUAAAAGCACCACAUGCUGUCGUGACUAAUAUUAUACUUGAUUCAUUUGUAAGAAACCAACUUACUUUAAAUUAUUCAUUCAGAAAAAGAAAGUGAUGUAUAAAGAUGAAGCGGCAUCGUAACCCCACCGCCAACAGUGUUCAAUCUGAAAGUCUUGAAAAGUUUGUGUGUUAUUCCGGGGACUCCCCGCUUAAUUGGAAAUCCUCUUCGAGGUCCUUACACUUUCUUUGGUUCAAAGAAAAGCAAAGAAAAUCUAAAACCUGAUAAUAAACCAGCACCAGGUUCAGAGGCUUAGCCUCGUUCAUUUGAAUUUUUCCAUCACGAUUCAGAUAAUUCAUCGGUUUGUGCCGCAUUGUUACUGUUUUGAAAUGUGCACAGUAAUCCUUUAACUCUCGCCCCAGAGCCCACCAACAAUUUUAAGUGUUGUUUUUUUACCCUCGCCCCAUAUUUCCGUCCAUGUCUUCUGCCUCGCAGCCUCAAAUAAAAGUUCUCAAUAAGCAUCAGAUAAA